Zasmidium cellare ATCC 36951 is the source of this 1434-nucleotide messenger RNA. RefSeq lists its product as uncharacterized. Bases 1 to 1434 code for a protein of 477 amino acids. The record is from RefSeq and is a predicted model, not a curated record. NCBI's taxonomy places the organism in Eukaryota, Fungi, Ascomycota, Dothideomycetes, Mycosphaerellales, Mycosphaerellaceae. Gene Ontology annotation, molecular function: transcription cis-regulatory region binding; DNA-binding transcription factor activity, RNA polymerase II-specific; zinc ion binding. Gene Ontology annotation, cellular component: nucleus. Gene Ontology annotation, biological process: DNA-templated transcription; regulation of DNA-templated transcription. The transcript has 2 exons.
AUGUCUUUGUCGAGCGCGGCCUUAGCUUACAUUCAAAGCAGCUUCUUCCAACUAUAUCACGAACACCUACCAGUUUUGGAUACCCACAUAGAUCCUGUUGCGACAUACUUCGCGAGCCCGCUCCUGUUUUGGAUCGUCGUCUUCACAGUCAGCAGAAAUGUGUCUGCUUACGAGACUCGCACAAAUGACCACUCUGCGCUCUACGACCUGGUCACGAGAGCCGUCUUUAAUGGCUAUGGCGAUCCUCUUCCGACCUUGGAGGCACUUCUCAUCCUAUCGGCAUGGCCACUCCCACUUCGGCGCCAACCAGAAGACCAGCGCUGGUUAUACAGCGGUAUUGCAAUGCAAAAGGCGCUUCAGAACGGACUCCACAGGAUCGAGAGUGUACGCGAGUAUCAACCGCAAGGGUUUAUGCCCACCGCUGCAACCAAGAUCCGACAUGCUCGUAUAUGGCGCUGUUGGUGCUAUUCCAGUUCCCAGUUGAGUUGCGAGCUUGGGUUGCCCUCUCUGGUGCCCCUUGACCACCGCAGGCUGACCCCUGAUGAUUCGACCAUCUUCCGGCCGGAAUUCCUGGCGAAGCUCCAAAUUGCCCUGCAGGUUGGGCGAUGUCAUGAUGUCUUAGAUCGAAUUGAUACGACCCAUGGAAUUCGCAUGAUGCGAGUGUUGGAGGAGGAUAUAGAAGCCAUCUGUGCCCCACUCCGGCUGUCUUUCUUGCAGUGGACUCCAAGUGUCGAAUUUGUACAUCUUUCGCUGUUGCUCGAUAUGUACUGUACAUAUCUCUCCGGUGGCAAACCCUCGGUAGUCUCUCCCGAGUUGCAGGCAUCCAUCGCACGAGUGGCUUCGCGGAUGGUAGACAUCUUCGCCAAUACUUUGAGCUCCCCAGGCCAGCCACCCGGGACCCUUAGGCGACUUCUCGCACAUCAUCCCAAAUGGACCAUGAAGAGUGCCACGACAGCCACCUUUGCUCUGAUCAAACUGGCAUACCUGGACAGGCUUCCGUCUGACCAAAUACGACAGAUUGAGCAGUCCGUGAGGCUAGCAUGCGACGCCCUGGCGAGCGACCCGUCACGGGAGAACUAUGAAUAUCGUAAAGUUGUCAAGGUGGUCGAGGUCCUGUCACGCAAAGGUGUGAUUGAUUCGGCACUAGCAACGAAUCAAAUCAAGACACGCUUUGGUGCUUCCGUCUUCUUCGAGUUGCUGUAUACUGCUACGGAGUGGCGAAAGCAACAUGGAAUUUUGAAAUCGAAUGGCGAGCCCGUCACAGCAUCUGAUGUCGCACCCAUCCAAGCUGUCGACGGCCCUGCUAACGAUUUGACACCAACCAUAUCGGAUCUCACCACGUUCGCCUUCGACGAUGAUUACUGGGCAGCGGGCUUUGACUUCGGCUUCUCAGACAUGAGAAUGACGGGAAAUUCUACCUGGUCGUUUGUUUGA